This is a messenger RNA of Scleropages formosus (Asian bonytongue), 3597 nucleotides long. It is a transcript of the gene tmem100a, whose product is annotated as transmembrane protein 100a. Gene Ontology annotation, biological process: cellular response to BMP stimulus. The transcript is spliced from 2 exons. Gene Ontology annotation, cellular component: plasma membrane. The record is from RefSeq and is a predicted model, not a curated record. Lineage: Eukaryota; Metazoa; Chordata; Actinopteri; Osteoglossiformes; Osteoglossidae. The coding region runs from base 1050 to 1535 and encodes 161 amino acids.
GUCACCCAGAAUCCAGCCAGGUAUCCAUAUCAGACACUACCCACUCGAAGCUCAUCAAUGACCCACGUCCAUGACGCACGAGGGUGGCGGUGCUCCCGAGCUCAGCUUGUCCCCGAAACACGUGGGGCGCGGAAACCCCGACGGGACUCCCAUCUACGGCGGGCAGCAAGAAUAUCAUUGCGAAAUAGCUUAUUAACCACAAGAGUAAACCGAAAAGAAGUCACAGUUUAGACUUCUUUUCUUUACUGAAUUUUGGCAAAUAACAUAAUCAUGCUACAGGUCGUGGAACAAAGGCGAAGUUAACUUUACUAAAAAGUGAACGAGCGGGACUGCUGCUGCUGCUGCUGCUGGUAAACAUCUUCCUCCUGCUUUGCAAAACAAGUUCUUUUCCAAAUCGGCUCUCCUGCUAGGGGCUAAAGCCGUGCGGGAACUUUUCGUGCGAGACCGAAGUGUUUUAGGAAGGAGAGGGUUAAAAUGUCGCCGUCCGCGGAAUAAACGAGGGAAAGUGCGGAACUCCCCCCCCCCGAGCCGGCGCUACACGUGAAAAAAGGGCUCUUCUCGCUGCCGGCUCGUGGCGCUCGCUGCGGAGCCGCUGUGGUGGAGCCGCUGUGCGCGAGGCGGGCGGCGCGAGGCGGGCGGCGCGAGGGGAGCCCUGGCUGUGAAGGAGGAGCGCGGGGCGACGGCGAUCUGCGGCACCUCCGCACCAGCGGCGCAGCGUCCGAGCGAGGAGGAGGAGGAGGAGCGCAGCGCCGACGAGGUGCGCUCAGCUUCAGUGACAUAGACGGGGGAGCCUUCAACCCUUUUUUUCUUUUUUUUUUUUUUUUUUUUUUUGAAUAAGAAAAUAUAAGUAUAGUUGCUAUUAGAAGAGGGACAAAGAAGAAAAGGUGCUAGUAAGAGGAGCUCAACACUUUUUAAUCCCAAACCUUCUCGUCGUUAUUUCCACCAUCAUCGCAACCCUAAGAAACAGGGACUCUGGGAGACAAAAACACGGGAAUACCAGCCAAGCAGGACGAGAAUGGAGAACACUUACACCAAAUUUGGAACCGCUGAUGAAAGAGGUUGAAAACCCUGCUGGAAACAAGGACCCGUUGGCUCAUAACAGGCGGAAGCUGGUAGAGCGUACUGCAAUGCCAGAGGAGCCCAGCAAAGACACCAUGACAGUGCCGGCAGCUCCAGACAGAGUAAUUGUGGAAAAGACCAACAACAACAGCAGCUGCCCAGCAACCGCAGUGCCGCUGGUGAACGAGGUGCAGCUGACUGCCGCCACGGGAGGAGCAGAGAUGUCCUGCUACCGUUGUACAGUGCCGUUUGGCGUGGUGGUCCUCAUUGCCGGGAUCGUGGUCACUGCCGUGGCUUACAGAUUCAACUCGCAUGGCUCCACCAUUUCUAUCCUGGGCCUGGUGCUUCUGUCCACAGGACUGCUGCUCCUGGGUUCCAGUGCCGUGUGCUGGAAAGUCAGGAUGGAGCGAAAGAAGGACCGAAGGAGGGAAAGCCAGACAGCUCUGAUGGUCAGCCAGAGGAGCAGCUUCGCUUGAGGAAGAGCAGACGCAGAAUGGAAUGAAAUGGGGGAGGAUAAAAGGUCUGUAAUGAAAGGGCAGGAUCAGGGCACUUGAGAUGGGAGCUGCCGAGGCUGCUUGCAGUGUCCAGAUGUUCAGUCGCCGUUGUCAAUACACACGACGCUGACCACCGUGGCUUUCCGAGCCAUGUUUUACAGACUGAGUGUGAAAGUAUGCUGUCUUUUUCCGUCCACUCAGACCGGUCACAUCGGCUUAUCUUGGAUAGCAGCCAGUCAGACAGCAGGAGAAUUAAGAUGUAUUGCUACUAACUGGAAUAUAGGAAAUGGAGCAUGAAGUUAUUGCUGUGUCCCUGAGGAUAAAAUGAAAUAUCGUAAAGCAGAAGGAAAGAGAAAGAGAGAGCAACAGAAAACUCGGACAAUGUUUUCAUUGACAGUGCUUUGUGCUCUCUUAAGUGUUUCUGCUGUCAUACUUAGUGAUGUGGCCGUACUUUGAGCUAUGGCAAUGUGGUACUUAAAAUGUACGACAAAAUAAUAUCAAUUAAAUAUAUAAUAUAUACAAUCAUAUAUUUUGUAUGAACACAAUAUACAUCAUAGGUAUUGUCAAAGUACAGAAUGACAAACUUGCAAAAAAUGUAAGUAAAGUCAGAAGCUGAUGACUCAAGUAAAUGUAGUUCCAAGCGAUUAAAAAACACACUGAUUAUUCACUAGACUCAAAUACAGUAUGCAGGAUAUUUAAAUGAAUAGCUCACGAUUAAAUGAUUUUACAAAAAAAAACACAAUUUACAUCACGUGAUUAUUAAAGUACUUAAUAUAGGCACUUUGACCCAUUUGAUGAACUGUAGAUCAGUAGAUACUAUAAGAUUUUCAAUGAUAGGGAGCACAGAACUGUAAAAACCAGUUGCCUGCAGUUACACACAUUUGUGAGUAUUAAAUAUGUUCAGAAUUAAAGUUGUCUUGCAUUUUGUUCGUAUUUAUAACAAUUAUUCAUAUGUUUUCUUUAAUUGUGUAUAGGGUGUUAUGAAAGUGUCCAUAGCUUAAAAGCUGACCUAAAAUAAAUAAAUAAAUGUUUUUUCCAGUGUUUCAUAUUGUAAUAUUUUUUAAACUUUUCCGAACAUUUUCUGCAAUUAAUGAAAUUCUUAACCGUUUUACAGACUGUAGCUUUUCAAACUGGCAACGUUCAGAGCCAAAGGUAGCAGUUCUACCCACUUCGUUGUCAAAUGCCCCAUUCUUAGUGUUGAACUCUUACAGAACCUAAACAUACGUUGGUAUUUUAAAAAAUAAUUCUGAAUUAAUCUAAAUUGUAUAAAAUUGUACCGUAUUUGCUUUAUUUAUAUUAGCACCAAUUGAAGACUUCCCAUCUAAUUGGAAAUCUUAUUUGCCUAACCAACCCAGGGAAGUUUACUUAGCCACGUGAAUAUAGUCAGUCAAAGACCACGCUGUUUCAGUUCUGCAUAUGUUUUUGUUAACCCGAGUGCCAGAACUUAAGCACUUCACAUGCAGUAUGCACACAAAACAGAUUAAACUGUAUUUAAGCAAAUUAAACUUACAUGAAUUAUGCCAGUUUCUGUUGCUUAUAGCUGUAAUAAUAAUGUACGUAAGCAUUCUAAGUGGAAGGAUUAAAAAUGUACUGAUUCCUUUGGAAACAGGUCUAGAAACUGAGCAAGUAUUUAUUUGUUAGUUUUAGUAAAUGUGCUUUAAAUGAGUGACAUGUCAGUUAAAUGUAAAAAAUCAGGAUCAAGUCAACUAUCUGGUUUGGCACGCUAAAGUUUUAAAUAGGAUGAUCUGUGGAACUAGCAGUUAUAUUUAUAGGCAGCCUUUGCGUUGCUACGCAUCCUUGUGACACCAGACACUAUAAUAAAAUUAUGUGCUUGCGUCAGAGGUGCACCAGUGAUAUACUUUGUCACUUUCUGAGGGCUAACUUUAUCACCAGUGGAAGGGAGAGCGCCAGAGGGGGAGUCUUGUUGCGUCAUCUGGACACCUGACUCCCGGAUCCAGUGUUAAUCACUUCAUGCAGGCCUGCUAAAGCUUACGGUGUCCUCUCUUCACAUAAUGGGCCACCAGGUGCCCCAGUGGAGAACAGG